AUGGGAAGGGAGAGUUUUGAAGAUGACCCAAGGUCUGGACGCCCAGCAACUGCCACCAUCGAUUGUGUUCAUCCCAUAGUGAUGGAUGACGAGCGAUUGACUAUAAAUCAAAUAGCCAAUGCUAUUAGCAUCUGCCGCAAGAAUUUUGAGAAUAUUCUACACAAAGAACUUGGCCUGACGAAGAUUUCUGUUCAGUGGGUAUCAUGUCUUCUGACAUCUGAUCAAAAGUGGACCAGGUUGAUCAUAUCGCGGGAAAAUCUGGCAUUGUUUGGGAGAGGAUCAGCUGGUUUCCUUGAACAUUUUCCUAAGCCCGGAUGA
Molecule: messenger RNA, 318 nt
Organism: Octopus sinensis (East Asian common octopus)
Lineage: Eukaryota; Metazoa; Mollusca; Cephalopoda; Octopoda; Octopodidae
Exons: 1
Coding region: 1-318 (105 amino acids)
Source: RefSeq, a predicted model, not a curated record